AUGACAACUAACGCACACAAUUUGAAUGUUUCGAGUGAUUCAAGUGAACUAGAGGGCUCAACGGAGUCGGACAAUGCAAAUGAAUCGCAUGAUUCAAGUAAAGUGGAGGAUUCGAAUGAGUCGAAUGAUUCAGAUAAACCAGGUGAUUCAAGUGAUGUGGACGAGUUGAAUAAUUUGAAUGAACAGAACAACUCGAGUGAAUCGAAUGAUUCGUCAGAUUUUGGUGAUAUGUAUGAUCAUCAAUCAACAGAUGAGAAUUCUUUUGAACUGUCUCAAUGUUCAGAUAAUUCUGAUGAGGGUAAUCAUGGCUUUAAUGAUGACACUGACAUGAGCGAGAUAGGUUGGAAUCAGAACAUUCGUAGACGUGUGAAAUCAUUCGAUGACAGCUCAAUCGUUUCAUACCAGAACAACCAUGCAUUCCGUCCUAUUGAUGCUUUUCAACUGCUAUUCACUGACCAAGUUUUCAAACUCAUAUGCACACAGACGAAUAUCUAUGGAAAACAGAAACAUAAAACGAAAUGGAUUCCGAUCAGCAUGUCUGAUAUCAAGCCAUGGAUUGGAUUGAAUAUACUGAUGGGCUUUCAUAAGCUACCAUCGUAUAAGAGAUAUUGGUCGUCAGACAGCAAUUUCAGAUUAUCGGUUGUCGCUGAAACGAUGUCAAGAAACGCAUUCGCAAAAAUCUUGAACAAUAUUCACCUAGCAAAUAAUCGAAAGAUGCCUUCGAGAAAAUCGAACGAAUAUUCUAAGACCUACAAGGUUGAUGAAUUCCUCAGAAUUCUUCAGAAAAAUU
This is a messenger RNA of Didymodactylos carnosus, 790 nucleotides long. The record is from the annotation of a GenBank genome assembly. NCBI's taxonomy places the organism in Eukaryota, Metazoa, Rotifera, Eurotatoria, Philodinida, Philodinidae.